AUGCAUUACACUUGUAAAUUAUCAUAUGUUAUUUCGGUUAGGUUUUUAUUUGUCAUUCAUAUGAAUAAAGAAAAUGGUGCGAUAAUGGUAAUGAUUAAAUGACUCACUGGUACAGUACUAUAUUAAAAGACCCUUGUUUGUAACCCACUAAUAAAAAUGAAAAAAGAGUCAUAGAAUCAACGAAAAUGUACCAGCAGACUGUAUUUUUAUUCAAAAUCUAUUAGUAGUUUUAAAAAAUAAUAUAUAAUAUAGCUAACACAGAAGAUAAGGAGAAUAAAGAGAUAUGUGAAAUGAAGGAGGAAAUGAUGAAGACCGAGGAGCUAGCCUUGUGCGUAUAUAAGCGUUCACAUAGUUAUUUAAAACUGUAGAAAGAAAUGUCGGUUAAUUCUGACAAAAAAUGACAUAAAAUACUUGAAUUAAAUAUUUUGUUUUUAUUUCUGUUAAAGUUUGGAUGUGAAAAAAAAUAAAAAGCAACAUGUGUGUGAGAGAGAGAGAGAGGGGGGAGAGCGAGAGAGAGACAGAGAUGACAUUAUUGGAGUUGUCACACCCCUUUAUCUUGGUACCAGCCACAGGCGGCACACAAUAUUUACUCAAUUUGUUAAUAUGUAACUACCUUUACAUACUCAUCAUUAAAGAUAAACACACACACAGAUACAUUCUCAUCUACACACUCAUCCAGCUCGGUAUAAACCAGCAGAGCGGACUGUCAUCCAGAGAGCUUCAUAUCACCUCAGGUUCUGUUCUGUACUGAUCAAGACCUGGAUUGUGAUUUGGCAUAUGUGACUCUUUUGGGAUUCAUUUGCAUACCUUCGCAGAAGCAACAAUCUAUAUCUCCUUGGUUUAUGGAUGAUCUGUAUAUACGUGUCCGGUGAGAGAAUACUUCUUGGCGCUUGCGAAAGCCUCACGACUGCUGUGGAUCAGAUGUCACGCUUUGGGUUAUCUUUAGGUUCACCACAACACAAAUAAGAGAGAACCGAGCCUGGGGUUGUGUGAUUCGAACGUAGCCUUUGACGCUUUCGAAACCUAAGGGAUCCAUAUCAACGGGGCAUUUUUGACACCCUUAUCCUAAAUAAUCCUUUUUACACUUGUAGAAGAUCUCACCUCUCGAAGAUCGUUCGACACAUUUGAAGACCAGCAACCAAUAAGCAGAAGAAGAGCUGACACACAAGAAUUCAUUUCUUGCGGAAGUGACUGAUGUUCCUUUUCUGCCGGCUGUUUCGAACAGAAGCGAAGUGUUUAUAGUCGAAGAACCAAAAUUGAAUAUUUCACGCCACAAAUACAAACACUUUCCCCACCGACUGGAACAACCGGCAGCAUAAUACACUAUCUGUCUGUCGAGGUUACUAAAGGGCACUUGCGUGUGAGCCUGUUUUUAUGGAGCGAACUGGAAUCAUGUGGCGCUAGUCGGAAGAAACCAAUACUCACCCACGGAAGAUCUGUGAGAGCCUACGGAUAACCAUAAACCCACCGGAGGAGCGUCUGGAUUUGAGAUCAUUAUCUGUUAACGCAAUUUAUGUUAUCUGGAGGAAUCUCACAACCUGAAGUUUCAUUGAUGAACUUCUCGAUCCUCAAUCGACACAGCGGCUGUGGUGCGGACAGAAACACAAACAUGGAUUCGUCUCUUAGCUCUCAGGAGGACUGGGAGACCCUCAUGGAGCUGGAGGAGGCUUUGGCCGGGUGGUUAAUUCAGGGUUCAGACUGGAAUCAAGACUGGCUAUGGGGUUCCAGAGCAAACCCUUACCAGGAUGAGGAAAUACCAGCUGUACUCAGUCCCACGUAUAAGCAACGCAAUGAAGACUUCAGGAAGCUCUUUAAGCAGUUGCCAGACACAGAACGUCUUAUCGUGGACUACUCGUGCGCUCUUCAGCGGGACAUUCUCCUGCAGGGCCGUCUCUACCUCUCCGAAAACUGGAUCUGUUUUUACAGCAACAUCUUUCGCUGGGAGACGCUGCUCACAGUGCGGCUGAAAGACAUCUGCUCCAUGACGAAAGAGAAAACGGCGCGUCUCAUUCCUAAUGCCAUUCAGGUGUGCACAGACACUGAGAAGCACUUUUUCACAUCGUUUGGUACGAGGGACAGAACGUACAUGAUGAUGUUCAGACUCUGGCAGAAUGCACUGCUGGAUAAGCCACUCUGCCCUAAAGAGCUCUGGCACUUUGUGCAUCAAUGCUAUGGCAAUGAGCUGGGACUCACCAGUGACGAUGAAGACUACGUCCCCCCUGAUGAUGAUUUCAACACCAUGGGGUACUGUGAGGAGAUCCCAGCCGAAGAGAAUGAGGUCAUGAAUGAUAACUCAUCUAAGAGCAGCGGUGAGAACAAACUUGACAACAGUUCUCCUCCUGCACACAAGAGAUCCAUCACCCACUCCUCCAUCACCUCCACCACACCUCCUAGCAGCACUGACUCACCACUGUCUUUUGACAUUGGAGCCGAGGAGUACACAGACUGCCUGCCUGACAGCGAUCUGCUGCCUCUUCCUCUGCUGGCCGAGGAGAGGAACUCUGAGCCGGCUAGCCCUCUGGCUCCAGCGCCCUCGCCUUCCCUUGACUUCAAUGACAAUGAGGAUAUACCCACCGACCUCAGUGAUUCUUCAGUGACUGAUGAAGAUGAAGUUCAAGCAUUCCACGAAGAUCUGAAUGGCCGGCAGUACAUUAAUGAAGUGUAUAAGUUCAGUGUUGAUAAACUGUAUGAUAUUCUCUUCACUGAGUCCCAGUUCAUGACUGACUUUAUGGAACAGAGGAGAUUCACAGAUGUUGUGCAUCACCCCUGGAAGAAGGAGGAGGCAGGAGACCAGACGAGGGAGAUAAUGUACACCAUCUCCCUGUCCAACCCACUGGCCCCUAAAACAGCUACUGUCACUGAAACUCAGACUCUGUAUAAGGCCAGUCAAGAGAGCGAGUGUUACAUCAUCGACGCAGAGGUCAUUACUCACGAUGUGCCGUAUCAUGACUACUUCUACACCAUGAACCGCUACAUGCUAACACGUGUGGCCAAGAACAAGUGUCGGCUGAGGGUUUCAACAGAACUUAGAUACAGAAAACAACCUUGGGGUUUGGUGAAGAGUUUCAUUGAGAAGAACUUUUGGAGUGGGCUGAAUCAGAACUUUAAAAGCCUCGAGCUGGAGUUGGCAAAGAUGGAGGAUGCUCAAAUAGAGUCCCAAAGGCCGUCUCCUAAAGCUAAAGCGUUGAAAAACUCCAUCCUGAGGAGAAGAAAUAGACCCCUAACACACCUCCGGACGGCCCAUCUAGAUGAGACCCUCAGCCCUGUUACCACACCAACAGAUGAAGACGUCGCCCAACGCAUCAAACACGUGGCAGGUUCCACCCAGACAAAACACAUUCCUGAGCACACGUCAGGGGGCGGAGUCUUCUGCAACCUCUCCAAACCAUUACUCAUCAUCAGCUUUGUGAUCUGUGUAAGUCUCUUACUGCUGGUGUUUCUGAAUAUCAUGCUGUUCUAUAAACUCUGGAUGCUGGAGUAUUCUGCUCAGAGCCUCACCAGCUGGCAGGGUUUACGCUUACAUGACAGCAGUAAACUACCGCAGACUCAGGUGGAAUGGGCUCAGCUCCUGGAGUCCCAGCAACGUUAUCACGACGCAGAGCUGCAGAAAUGGAAAGAGAUCAUCAAAUCAUCAGUACUGUUACUGGAUCAGGUAGACAAAACACACACACACAGAUGUGAUUUAACCAUGGUAAAAAUUUGUGAAUGUAUGUAUGUCUUCAUACAGAUGAAAGACUCCUUGCUGAGUCUUCAGAAAGGUGUGGGAUUGCGGGAUUACAGCUCCGAUUCAGAAGAGAAGAGUCGUCGGUAUUACUGACAAUUACUCUCCCGGCCACCAGGGCGCGCUGUGCAAUGUAGAGCCACGUAUGUGAGUCUGUGUCUACAAAUGUGCGUAGUAGUCCACGACAGGCAAAAAACAAAGGGCCCGUAUGUACGUGUAUGACUAUGCAUACCAAACAAAAGAAACACUUGACGGAGACAAGAGAAAGAGACCAUUUACUGCCAUCGACCGUUCAAAACGGACAGUCAACGGACCUCUGUACCUGUGGAAUUGUGGGAAGGAGUGGUUUUUCUUUCAGAUUCUCAUUCUGAGGAUGUGUAACGUGUAUGCUCUGGUCAGAGGAACAAAAUGAAAUGGAUAUUUAAAAAAAUGAGGAGCACGCUCUUGAAAUGUAAACCCCCCUAGCGCACUCACUUAUUAUGAAGUGGUUUUAAUUUCAUUGUUUUAUACAAAGAACGAGGAAAAGAAAACAUAUGUAUUUUAGGGCUUGAAUCUCCUGGUUUGACCUGUAAUGGUAAAGCCGCAGUGUCCCUUUUUCACAGUGUAUGAGAUUAUGAGGACAUUAUAAUAUCUAGCUCAAUGAUGGUGUAUCACGGCUGGUUUCCUUGAUAAUGUUGAGCUAGAAGGUUUCAUGUCGCAAUUCACUACAGAUCAAGUUUUCUAAUAUUGGUAUAGGCAGACCAACAUUGAAAACUAUUUUGGGCGUAAGAGCAUAAGGCUGAUACCUGCCUCAAAAUCCAUGCAGAAAAUGUGAAACACGAAAUGUGACGUCUAAAGGUGCGUCGCCUCGCUUACCACAUUUGCAAAAGAGGCCACUGACGUAACCACAAACCUUUGGUUUUUUGUUAAAUGCACAUUAUGUAGUGCUGUGACAGAAUUGCACUAUGACAGGCCAGUAAAUGUGAAAAGGGACACCGCAGCCAGGAGUCGGAUGAAUUUACUAAACUGUGAGAUCUUCUGAUUUGAAGAUGUAGAAAAAUCUAUGAAUAUGUUUCAAAUAUAUACUUUAUUCAAAAUGUAAUAUAUAUUUCAAUAGAGAGAGAGAGAGAUCAUUGCAGAUAUUUAUUGUUAAUUUAUGUACAUAUACUGUAGGACACUUAUCAAAGCUCUAGACAGGCUAAAGAGUUUAUAUUGAUUAAACUGCGUUUUCUUCAUCAACACGCACAAGCACGUUUGACACGUGACUGUGUGCAUGCGCACGCAUGCGUGUGCGUAUUGUAAGCAUAUACACAAGUGAUGUCUAUUUUGGUGAAUGUAUGUGUACAAGUGUGUUCGUGAAAAGUUUUCAAUCAUUCCACUUUGUAUGUCUUGUGUCUUCCUACUGGCACAUGAAGCCAAACUGCCUUUUCUUCUUGCCCAGUAGCUCAGUCCGAUGGGCGUCUGUUUACACAUCUGCCUGGCUUCAGAAAGCUGAGCGGUCAAAAUUUGGCAGAUUUGUUUUGAACAUCUUUAGCUCACACACGUUUCCUGCUGUGGCACCCUUUGUUCUUUGAGGUGAUCGACGUUGCACUGCAGGAAACGGUACAUGAAGUUCACUGAAAGCCCAUUUCUGUCAUCUGUUAAAUCUGAUCUAGGUAAAGCAAAGUUAGAGAUGAGACGUGGUGAUGAUAUACUGUAUGUUUUUUCUUUUUUUAUAGAGCCAAAGUGCUCUAGCCUAAACCAAAUAUAGUAUUUAUGGAAGGUAAAAUUAUUUAUAUAUGAAAUGCAAUUGUUCCCUUUUUAUGCAGAUUGGGGCCAAUGUAAGUAAGAUGUGAAGAGAGGAGGCACUUUAUGUCCGAACAUUUUAUGACGAAAAGCCUAAUAUAAGUAUGUUUACUGGCACGUUGCCGGUCGGACUUGAUAUUACACUCCAGCUAAAAGAUGCUGUUGUAUUGAUGAAUGUAUGUGAGAAAGGUAUUUUGUCAUGAAUUAUAAAUCACUUGAGAAUCAGGAUCUUUAGUGUUUCUUUCUUCACUCUUCAGUGAAGCAGGUAUUUUAUUCCAGAGCUGACAUUUCUUGCAGUUGAGCUAUUGAGAUACAAGUCUGACUUUCUCUCACUGGUUGCAUCUCUGUAUUAAAAUCUUCUCAUUUACAAAUCAUAACAGUAGGAUUAGUUGAACGUUUUUUUGCAUUAGAGUGCAUAUUCUGCAACACGGUUUUGAUUUUAUUUCAGCGUUUAGAUGAGGGUGUAGAUGGAUUGCUUGCUAAUGGUUUGGAAAUGAAGAAAACUACUAUAAUUUUACAAAGCAAAUGAAAUCACUGUUACAAUCAUAUUCACUGUACUGUUUGUACAUGAAUACCUCAUGUGAAAUUAUUUUUAAUACAUUUGUAUGAUUUUUUUGUGGUCCACCUAUUAUUAUUUAUUUACAGAUGAAACAUGGCUCUGUGACAUUAGCACAACAUGACUGAAUGAAAUUUCCGUCUGAUGAUUAUUUUGUUUUUGUGCAGCAAAUUCUCUUGACAUAUUUGACCAAAGAUUCGACCAAGUUUUGCAACUGAAAAUUGUGCUGUCACGGUUAGAGAUUUGGCAAUCAAAAUUCAGCCUCAAUGCAGAUAUAAGACCCAUUUUUAUUUUCAAUGCACUGUCAGAUUUCAAUGGAUCAUAAUACAAAUGUAAGUCAUUUCCACUGUACCUGUGCUCUUAUUCCAUUAUUGACACUAUACCAAAGCAUGGAUGUGUUUUGGACAAGCUCACAAAUCAACAUAACAUUUUAUUUUCUUGACAAAGUUUUGAUUCUUUUUUAACUGUUCACCAACUUGUGUAGCAUUGACUUGUUUUAAGAUCUUUUUUUCUCUAGACCAGGCCGAUUUGUACAUGAAUCCAUAUGCACUUUUUGUCAAUGAUGAAAUCUGCAGUGUUCACUGACAUAGGAAACAGAGCUGUGCUGUGCACAGUUUCCACCCUACCUACAACUCUGUUAGAGACUCUGAUUCAGAGGCUUUCUGAUCUAUGUAAAGUAGACAGAUAAAAAUAAUAAUAAAAAAAUGAGA
Triplophysa rosa is the source of this 6751-nucleotide messenger RNA. It is a transcript of the gene gramd1bb, whose product is annotated as GRAM domain containing 1Bb. Lineage: Eukaryota; Metazoa; Chordata; Actinopteri; Cypriniformes; Nemacheilidae. The record is from RefSeq and is a predicted model, not a curated record. The transcript has 17 exons. Gene Ontology annotation, molecular function: sterol binding; sterol transfer activity. Bases 1514 to 3817 code for a protein of 767 amino acids. Gene Ontology annotation, cellular component: plasma membrane; endoplasmic reticulum-plasma membrane contact site; endoplasmic reticulum membrane. Gene Ontology annotation, biological process: intracellular sterol transport.